ACGACAGGGAGGAGCAAGGAGCUGGCCUCUCCAUCCCGGUCACUCAGUCCAGGGAGAGCAAUAACUAUCACAAAAAUAAUUGCACCUGACGGCCGAGCUUCAAUGAACCGCUCUACAAACGCUUUCGCCCUUAGUAAUCACUGAGCUGUUUACAGAGUUUUCACCAGCUCCCCAGGGAGGUGUCAUUAGCCCCAUUUUACAGGCGGGAAUUCGGGGCCAGAGGGGCUGGAGGACUUAUCAGCCGAAGCAGGCCUCCAGGAUCCAAAUGGGAACCCCAAAGCAGCCCUCGCUGGCUCCUGCACACGCCCUAGGCGUGAGGAAGUCCGAUCCCGGAAUCCGGAGCCUGGGGAACGACGCAGGAGGAAGGCGGCGGAGACCAGCAGCCCAGAGUAUGUUCCAGAUCCCAGAGUUUGAGCCCAGUGAGCAGGAAGACUCCAAUACUGCAGAAAGGGGCCUGGGCCCUAGCCUCACUGGGGACCAGCCAGGUCCCUGCCUGGCCCCAGGUCUCCUGGGGAGCAUCAGACACCAACAGGAACAGGCAGCCAACAGCAGUCAUCAUGGAGGCACUGGGGCUAUGGAGAUCCGGAGUCGCCACAGUUCAUACACCGCGGGGAACGAGGAGGAUGACGGGAUGGAGGAGGAGCUCAGCCCAUUUCGCGGCCGCUCACGUUCGGCUCCCCCUAAUCUCUGGGCUGCGCAGCGCUACGGCCGCGAGCUCCGAAGGAUGAGCGAUGAGUUUGAGGGUUCCUUCAAGGGACUUCCUCGCCCAAAGAGCGCAGGAACUGCAACACAGAUGCGACAAAGCGCCAGCUGGACGCGCAUUAUCCAGUCCUGGUGGGAUCGAAACUUGGGCAAAGGAGGCUCCGCCCUACCAGGCUGGCGCCUGCGCUACCCCAACUUCCGGAAGCGGCAACUUUUCCCCCUUUCCCGUACCGGGCUGCCCUCCUGCGCCAAAUUGCGAGCCGGGUUACAUCGUGACUUGGCUGCAGCCCUAUUAUGUGAACUGGGAGCUCGUGGUCGCAACAAACGGACCUGGCGGGGCACGCUGGGCGGGGCGACACAAUCACUAGGGAACGGAGAAGCUUCUCAUGGGGACCUGGAGCGGGGCCCAGAGCUCAGUUCAGAGAUUUAUUGGCGCCCCUAUAGCCCAGGCCAGUGCUUUGCGCUGGAUAUGCAGAUAAGUUGCGCCACAACCCUGCUUCCCGGAACAUGGGAGGGGGCAGCCCCCACGGCAGUGCCUCAAGGAGUAGGUCAGACUUGA
This is a messenger RNA of Cricetulus griseus (Chinese hamster), 1261 nucleotides long. The record is from RefSeq and is a predicted model, not a curated record. Lineage: Eukaryota; Metazoa; Chordata; Mammalia; Rodentia; Cricetidae.